UGAAGGGUUGGAUAUAACGGAGAGCUGGAAAGGGUAUGGAAGGCUGGGCUUGAAGGGGAGAGAAAGAGAGCAUUCGUUUCGUUUUAUUGAAGAAGAAGACGAAGCUCUCUGUAGUAUUGGUCGGCUCUUCUUCACAGUUUCCAGUGCCAGAUUUCUUGCACUUUCUCUCUCUUUCUAGCUAACCAAACAUGGGAUUUUGAAUGGGAUUGAAGAGAACUGGAUAAAUGUCGAGGAUCUGUAACUUUUACGGAGACAGAAGAGUUUUAGGUACAUUUGCAGUGAUUUGCAGGUGCUUUUCGCAGGGAGUGAGUUCCACGCUGGAUUCUGAUUUACGAAACUAAUUUUGAGUUUUGAAGAUUGGGCUUCGUUUCAUUGAGAUUUAUAGGGAGAAGAUACAUUGUGAAAGAUUUAAGCCGUUUCAGAGAGAAUUCGGAGGACAUCUUCACACGGUGUACUGUUAGAGGAUACAAUUUUAAAUCAGAUUUCUGGAUACACAAAGAUCGGAAUCUGACAUGAAAGUCCUUUGAAAUGUCAUUCAGUUGAAAAUCCGAUAAAAGAUUUGAAUACUGCAAAGACAGAGAACUAGACAAAGCGAAGUGUUGUGAAUCGGUGAAUAAUCAUAAGAGACAAUUCCUCAAAAUCUGAAUGAUAUUGAAAGUCUACAGUGUCCCAAGAACAACCAGUAGUUUCUCCGGUAAUCAGCAGAUUUCUUCAACAAGUUUGAAGUUUUUAGGUGUACAAAAAGUAAAUGGAAAAGGAUUCAUUGAGGAGCAAUAAUAAUGGAAGCACGAGCAACACCACCACCCAUAGCAGUGCCCAGAGAACCAGCUUAGAUCCCAAUGGGCAAACGACGUCGUCUGAUUUUGUAUUGCAGUGGGGGAACCGGAAGCGGCUCAGGUGUAUGAAAGUUCAAGUCAAGGACGUCUCGACCGCUCUGGUUCAUAAGACAACUGUUCGGGUGGACCGUCGGGUUGUUAGAGCUGAUAACAUAGACACCUCUGAUCAUCAGCCAAGAAGUACAAACAACAGCAGCAGCAACAACAAUAAUCCCACCAAUCACAGUAACGGAUAUUUUAAUCUCCGCCAACGUCCGCCUACUCCUCCACCGCCGCCACCUCAGCGGAGUUUAAGGAACUCAGAGAAUUCAAGUGUCAUGAGAGGAGGCCAGAGUAACGGCGGUGGUUUGAGAAGGAUUGCUUCACCGGACAAGGGUGCGCACGAUGAGAGAAGCAACAAUAACCACCACCACCACCACAGCAGCAGCAACCAUGAGAACCAUAACCAUAAUAACAAACCCGCGGCUUCUUCGGAUAGCAAGAAAGGAGGAAGGUCAUCUUCUGGGGGGAGUGGAGAACCACCGCCGCCACCACCACCACCAGUUUGGCCACCGAAGUUUGUUAUUGCUUUAACUAAUAAAGAGAAAGAGGAAGAUUUCUUUGCCUUUAAAGGGUCUAAGUUGCCUCAAAGACCCAAAAAGAGAGCCAAGUUCAUUCAACGCACCCUCAAUCUUGUGAGUCCUGGAGCAUGGCUAUGUGAUUUGACACUAGAACGGUAUGAAGUGAGAGAGAAGAAGAUCACCAAGAAGAGACCGAGAGGGUUGAAGGCCAUGGGAAACAUGGAUUCUGACUCCGACUAGGAAAAAAACUCUGGACAAAUCACAAAUGUACCUGGGAGGAAGAUGGAUGUUGAUGACAAAACAUCGUUGGAAUUUGUUGGGUUUUUUUUUUCUCGGAGGAGGUAAGAAAAAUGCUGGCUCCCCCGUACUGUAUAAAUCAUGACCUUUCACCUCCUGCAAGAAAGAAAAGGAUAAAAUUUCAGUCGUA
Molecule: messenger RNA, 1823 nt
Organism: Populus nigra (black poplar)
Lineage: Eukaryota; Viridiplantae; Streptophyta; Magnoliopsida; Malpighiales; Salicaceae
Exons: 8
Coding region: 749-1636 (295 amino acids)
Source: RefSeq, a predicted model, not a curated record